Molecule: messenger RNA, 3560 nt
Organism: Rhagoletis pomonella (apple maggot)
Lineage: Eukaryota; Metazoa; Arthropoda; Insecta; Diptera; Tephritidae
Exons: 8
Coding region: 25-3246 (1073 amino acids)
Biological process (GO): regulation of transcription by RNA polymerase II
Molecular function (GO): RNA polymerase II cis-regulatory region sequence-specific DNA binding; DNA-binding transcription factor activity
Source: RefSeq, a predicted model, not a curated record
AAUGAUUCUGUUUCCAAAAACUAUAUGGUAUAUUUAAAAAAUUCAAAGGUAAAAGCUAAAUCGGAAGAAGACGUCGAUGAUCCAAAUGAUGAAAUCUAUGAGUUCGAUGAGCUGGAGGAACCAACUGGAUCGCAAGAAGGUCAGGAGAUGUUGUUAACGAAAGUCAUACCUGUUAAAGCAACAGAUUCUGUUCAAACGAUUACGCAUAAGUGCCCACAUUGUAUUUAUCGAACACAUAAACGAUACAUGUUAUCCCGCCAUAUGAGAUCCCAUUCGGACGACCGUCCGUACAUUUGUUCAAUGUGCGAUCGUGGCUUCAAGACGAAUAUCACAUUACAAAAUCAUAGGAAUGUGCAUCUAGGAAAUAAGCCGCAUCCGUGUUUGUCGUGUGAGAGUCGCUUUACCACAGCUGGAGACUUGGCCAGGCACGUUCGAUACAAGCAUACCUUCGAAAAGCGUCAUAAGUGCACUGAGUGUGAUUAUGCUACCGUCGAAAUGAGUAAGUUACGGCGCCACAUUCGUGCGCACACUGGUGAACGUCCAUACCAGUGCCCUCAUUGCACCUACGCUUCGCCGGACAGCUUUAAACUGAAACGACAUUUGCGCACACACACCGGCGAGAAACCCUACGAAUGUGAUAUCUGCCAAUCCCGGUUUACACAAUCGAACUCACUUAAGGCUCACAAACUUAUACACAGCGUGGAUGACAAGCCCGUCUUCCAGUGUGCGCUAUGUCCAACGACAUGCAGCCGUAAAUCGGACCUGCGGAUUCACGUACAAAAACUGCACUAUUCUGAUACGCCAAUUAUAUGUAAAAGGUGCGGCAAGGAUUUGCCCGAUCGGUAUAGCUACAAGAUGCAUGUUAAAACUCAUGAAGGAGAACGUUGUUACAGUUGUGACCAGUGCCACUACAAAUCGAUUUCCACGCGAAAUCUGGAAAUGCAUAAACAAAUUCACAGCGAUGAAAAGCCAUUUGAGUGUGAUAAAUGUGGACAAACCUUCCGACAGAAGCAGCUACUUGGGCGUCAUAUAAAUAUUUAUCACAAUGAAAAUUACGUACCACCUCCAAGGCUUGAGAAGACACAUCACUGUCCAUAUUGUACGCGUGUAUUUGCCCAUAAGGGUAAUAUGGUACGGCACAUGCAGUUGCAUGAUGUUGCUGAGGAGCAAGGCAAGAAUGAAAUAAAAGUUAAAGUUGAAACCGAGCACGGGGAAAAUAUAUUAGAUUUCGAAGAUUCCUAUAUCGACGAGGAAGAUGAAACCAACAGCGUUGAAAACUUUGAAGAGUAUGAAAUAAUCGAGGAAAUAGAAGAAGCAGAAGGCGACAUAACUAUCGAAACAUUGGAGCCCACUACUAGCAAAUCACACAACGUUAGGAAUGCCAAAAUAGUGAAACCAAAACAGGAGCAAGUAAAAGAAAAUAAGUAUGGUAUUAAAAUAGAAAAUGAAUUUGAAGCAAUAGAUGAGGAUGACGAGAGUGGUUUGCCUGGUUAUAUGGUCGUAAAAGUAAUGCAAAGUGACGAUGAAUUAGAGGAUGACGGUGAUGAUUGUGUUAUUUUAACUAACUUGGAAAACGUAAAAACGACAGAUAAUAAUGAAAACAAGGGGGAUGCUGCUAAUUGUUUCGGCUUCAAGCUCGAAGAAGGCGAAGAUGAUGAUGAAUUUGAGGAAGCUGUUUUUCUGAACAUAUACAUCGAACGCGAGCGAGAACAUCGAAUUUCGAACCGAUGUUAUCGAUGUUUCAAAAAUAUCGAUGCAUCGUUUGCACAUCUACUUGGAAAAACCUUCGUUUUUGUAUUAUCAAAUGAGCUGCAUCCUUUGGAGUACCACCAGUCAAUAGUAAACUCAAAAGAUCAUCGUAAAACUAAGGCUAAAAUGUCUGAAACAGUUGAUGGAGAUAGUAAAGCUCAAGAAAUGGAUGCACUAGAGCGUUCGACACGUACGGAAAUUACGCGCUGUCUGUCCGAUGAACUAGAUAGUGCUAAGCAGGGAUCAACAAAUCUACAACCCAUACAACCCGAAUUAGGACGACCACCAAAGCGCAAGGUUAUUUGUACGACGCCUGCAACAUUAAAUAAUGAUUCUAUUCUGGAUAAUUAUACUGAAGCAAAUGAUGAAACACAUGAGUUAGACGAGCUGGGGGAUGAACUUAAAUCGCAAGAAGGUCAGGAUAUGCCAUUAUUGAAAGUCAUGACUAUUAAAGCUACAGAUUCUUCUCAAUCGGCCGUUCUUAACUGCUCACAUUGUAAUUUCCAAACAAGUGAACAAUUCAUGUUAUCCCGCCAUAUGAAAUCUCAUUCCGACGAUUGUUCUCACGCUUGUUCAAUAUGUGGUCGUGUCUUCAAGAACAAAAACAAAUUACAGGAUCAUAUGAAUGCACAUCAGAGAAAUAAGCCAUUUGCGUGCUUGUCGUGUGACAGUCGCUUUAUCCGAUCUGGAGACUUGGCCAGGCACGUUCGAUACAAGCAUAGUUUUGCAAAGCGUCAUGAGUGUAGUGAAUGUGACUAUUCUUCCGUAGAAAUCAGUAAGUUACAGCGUCAUAUGCGUUCGCACACCGGUGAACGUCCGCACAAGUGUCCUCAUUGCAGCUACGCCUCGCCAGACAACUUUAAACUGCAACGACAUUUGCGCACACACACUGGUGAGAGACCCUACGAAUGUGAUAUGUGUCAUGCGCGGUUCGCGCAGUCCAACACACUUAAGUGUCAUAAACUUAUACACAACGUGGACGACAGACCUGUCUUCUACUGUGCAUUAUGUCCAACUACCUGCGGUCUUAAAGCGGUCCUGCGGAGACACGUAAAAAAGCAGCACUAUUCUGAAACACCCAUUGUAUGUAGCAGGUGCGGCAAGAAUUUUCCCGAUCGGUAUAGUUACAAGAUGCAUAAAAAAACUCAUGGAGGAGAACGUCGCAGGGCUAAAAACAAUGAGGCAUGCGGAGUAAUCGAGGAAAUAGAAGAAUCAGAAGACGACUCGACUCUCGAAACAUUAGAGCCCACUACUAGCAAAGCUCAUAACGUUGAGAAUGGUAUAAUGGUGCAGCCAAAACAGAAGCAAGUAAAAGAAAAUCAGUAUGGUAUUAAAAUAGAAGACGACCUAACUAUCGAAACAUUGGAGCCCACCACUAGCAAAGCAUACACCGUUACGAAUGGCAUAAUGGCGCAACUAAACCAGGAGCAAUUAAAAGAAAAUAAUUAUGGUAUUAAAAUAGAAAAUGAAUUUCAAGCAAUAGAUGAGAAUGACUAGAGCGGUUUGCCUGGGUAUAUGGUAGUAAAAUUUACUUUAACUUUUUUUUGGGGGAAACGUGAAACCCAUAGGUGAAAUACAAAAACAGAAAGAAAUGGAAAUAAAAGUUGUUUAGCUUACUGUUUUUUUUUUUUUAACAGAUAAUGAAGAAAUAAAAGGCGAUUUGCCACAAUUGCUUCAGCUUCAAGUUAUGGUAACAUCGUUGUCCACAAAAACAGUUCUAAUAUGAGUGAAAAUCUCUCAAGUGGGCCACCCAAAAUUGAUCAAGAUUUUUUCGCAUAAAUCACUUUAUUCGGUUUACAACCAUAAAAAAA